AGAACAAGUUUUGCUAUUUUGGCCAUGGAAAAAUGAAAGAGAAGAUGUAGAUACACAAGAUUGUGAAAACAUUUAUAGUAAAAAUAUUCAUGUAAUUGAAGAAAAUAGAAAUAAAUUCUCAGUAAUAGGUGACUUAGAACUUGACAAUGCCUUGGUUCAGGCACAUAAAGAUAUAGAUCAACAGACUAUAGAGGAUGAGGAGAUGGAAUCUUUCGGGAAAACAAAAAUUCGAAAAGAUGAAGAAAUAGAUAUAUUUAGUCAAACGGGUUUAGCGAAAUGCUCCAAAAACAUUAAAAGGAGUAUAAAUAGUCCACCCCAAAAAAGCAAGGAGGAAAUGAUGAGCAUAGUUUGUAAAUUAAAUGAUGAGCAAAGGGAAAUUACAAUGCAUGUUUUGCAUUGUUUUGCAAAUGGGAGUUUACCUAUUAGAUUGUACAUCAGCGGCUCAGCAGGUGUUGGAAAAAGUACAGUUUUAAAAGCGAUUUAUCGGGUGUUAUUGAAUUUCUUCGACGAUACACCCGGUGAAAAGAAAAAUUCGUUAAAAAUAUUAUUAUGUGCACCGUCGGGAAAAGCAUCAUUUCUAAUAGGUGGUACUACACUGCACAAUGCUUUUGCAUUACCAAUAACACAAUACGGAGGACAAAUGCCGGAAUUAUCAGCAGAUGUAGCAAAUACAAUUCGAGAGAACUUAUUCGAAUUAAAAUUAAUAAUUAUUGAUGAAAUAUCAAUGGUAGGUAGUACAAUGUUUAGUCGAGUCGAUACAAGAUUAAGACAAAUAAUGGGUAAUAAUAGAAGCUUUGGGGGAGUUUCUGUUAUAGUUGUCGGUGAUCUUUAUCAAUUACCACCAGUUAUGGAUAAUUCGAUAUACCUUUCCUCAAAAUCUAGCAUGUUAAGCAUUUUUUCGGAGAACAUUUUAUGGAAUGAAUUUGAUUUUUUUGAGUUGACAGAAAUAAUGAGACAAAGAGAGGAUAAACCAUUUAUUGAGGCUCUUAAUAACCUUGCAAGAGGCACAAUGUCUGAAAAUGAUAUUGCUCUUAUUAAAUCCAGAGAAACUACAGAGGAAUAUGUUCCAAAAGAUGCAAUUAGAUUAUAUGGUGAAAAUUGGAUGGUUGAUAGUUUUAACCAAAUAAAAAUUAAUUCAAUUGAUGGUGUAGCCUAUGAUUCUAUAGCCAAAGAUUCAAUUUUAGGAAAAAUAAGUAAUGUAGAAGAUGGUUUAGUUAACGGAGCGUGUGGCAAAUUGCAAAAAAUAACUUUAAAACCAGGUACAGAUGAACCAAUGAAAAUAUGGUUAGAUUUCAAUAAUGAUAGGAUUGGUGUUGGACAAAGGAGACCAUACAUAAGAACAGAUGAUAAUGUUAAACGUUUACCGAAGGGAAUAAUAUGCUUUUUAAAAAACGAGAUGAAUGGAUUAAUUGAGAAACAUAUUCAAAAAGAUGAGAUUAUAAAUGGACAACAUCGGCAUAUUGACUUGAUUCGCAUAAUCAUAAAUGAGGUUGAAAUUAUUACCGGCUAUAAGUCUCCGACAGUAACUAGAACUAUGUUUAUACACGAAUUGAGUAAUAUUUUAAGCGAGUCAAUUG
Messenger RNA from Vollenhovia emeryi, 1577 nucleotides. Its product is annotated as ATP-dependent DNA helicase PIF1-like. Gene Ontology annotation, molecular function: ATP hydrolysis activity; DNA helicase activity. Gene Ontology annotation, biological process: telomere maintenance; DNA repair. The annotation marks the transcript as partial. The transcript is spliced from 3 exons. The record is from RefSeq and is a predicted model, not a curated record. NCBI's taxonomy places the organism in Eukaryota, Metazoa, Arthropoda, Insecta, Hymenoptera, Formicidae.